Lepus europaeus (European hare) is the source of this 585-nucleotide messenger RNA. RefSeq names its product corticotropin releasing hormone (gene CRH). The coding region runs from base 1 to 585 and encodes 194 amino acids. Gene Ontology annotation, molecular function: corticotropin-releasing hormone activity. Gene Ontology annotation, biological process: negative regulation of glucagon secretion; positive regulation of cortisol secretion; negative regulation of epinephrine secretion. The transcript has a single exon. Gene Ontology annotation, cellular component: extracellular region. Lineage: Eukaryota; Metazoa; Chordata; Mammalia; Lagomorpha; Leporidae. The record is from RefSeq and is a predicted model, not a curated record.
AUGCGGCUGCCGCUGCUCGUGUCGGCUGGCGUCCUGCUGGUGGCCCUCCUGCCCUGCCCGCCCUGCAGGGCCCUCCUCCGCCGGGGGCCGGUUCCUGGCGUCCCGCAGGCCCCCCAGCCCUUGGAUUUCUUCCAGCCGCAGCCGCCGCCCUCGCAGCCCCAGCAGCCGCAGCCUCGGCCCAUCCUGCUCCGCAUGGGAGAGGAAUACUUCCUCCGCCUGGGGAACCUCGGCAGGAGCCCGGUGGCCGCGCUCUCGCCCGCUUCCUCGCCCCUCGCCAGCGCGGGCAGCGGCGGCCGCCCCUUGCCAGACCAGGCAGCCGCCAACUUUUUCCGCGUGUUGCUGCAGCAGCUGCCGCUGUCCGGGCGCUCGCUCGACAGCCGCGCUGGCCCCUCGGAGCGCAGCGCCGAGAGCGCCCUCGGCGGCCGCCAGGAGGCACCGGAGAGGGAGAGGCGGUCCGAGGAGCCCCCCAUCUCCCUGGAUCUCACCUUCCACCUUCUGCGGGAAGUCCUGGAAAUGGCCAGGGCCGAGCAGUUAGCGCAGCAAGCCCACAGCAACAGGAAACUGAUGGAGAUUAUUGGGAAAUGA